UACGACAAUGUUAAAUCACACCACCAGAAAUUUUUCUUAUGUGUUCUCCAUUCCAGAACCACCAAAGUAUAUCAUCAUCGUCGCAAGUGUAAUGUAUUCCCUCAUUUUCAUCGCUGGAUUCAUCGCCAACAUCUCAGUUGUCGUCGUUGUUUGCGCUGUGAAACGAGUAAGAUCUCGAAUGAGUUUUCUGUUUGCAAACUUAAGUGUUGCAGAUCUUCUCGUCUUGCUUGUUUGUAUGCCAUCGGCCGCCAUCGACCUUUUUGCGAAAGAAGUGUGGUAUCUUGGUGAAUUCAUGUGUAAGUUUGUACCGUUUGUGGAACACCUGGUGUCUCUGGCCUCAGUCCUCACGAUUCUGGUGAUCACCUAUGACAGAUACAGAGGGGUCUGCUAUCCCAUGAGUUCCGGCUGUUUCUGGUCAAAUCUCAGGGUGCCGACCGUUGUCUUUCUAGUUUGGAUACUGGCUGGUGCUGCUAGUCUUCCCAUAACAUUUAUUGCCAUUUUUCGUGAUUCAAAAUUCUUUGACGGAACGCCAAUAAAAGUUUGCAGAAUGCCUAUCAACAGUUCAUGGAAAAUCGCGUACAUCCUGGGCAUCUUUAUUUUCUUUUUCAUCGUGAUUUUGAUGGUGUUAUGUUUUUUAAUUUUCCGUAUGUGUAAGAAACUCUUGUGGCACGCCCAAUUCCUGGAGGAUCGGGCCGAACAGGACUCGGAGAAGACGGUAUCGGGGAGGCGGAGAAUCGUCUUCAUGUUGAUCAUUGUCAUCGUCACAUUCUUCUUGUGUCUUCUGCCUCAAAGAAUUGUGGGAAUUUGGAUCAUUGUUGCAGAUCACGGAGAGCUGCACUCUUUGGGACUGGAGGGGUAUCUAAACCUCAUAACCUUUCCCCGAGUCCUCAUGUACAUCAGCAGUGCAUCGAAUCCCAUCAUCUACAACAUCAUGUCUGCUAAAUUCAAGACGGCUCUGAGAGACAUUCUUUGUCAUUGCAAGAUUUGCACAGAGUGUCAUUCUCCAUUACCAAGGUUAAGAGAUCGGACGAGUAGCUUUCAUUUGUCCCGGUUAUCGCUAAGUUCGCGAGGUACACACUGGUCCCCCCGGUCUCGCCAUUCCACGGGGGAAUCUUUUCACCAAGAAUCCAAGGUCAUGUUAAAAAAAGACAGAUCUAUUGAAAGUGUUUUGUAGCAAUAUUAUGAUAUAUGUAUUUAGAUGUC
Messenger RNA from Saccostrea cuccullata (small rock oyster), 1203 nucleotides. RefSeq names its product growth hormone secretagogue receptor type 1-like. The transcript is spliced from 2 exons. The coding region runs from base 8 to 1174 and encodes 388 amino acids. Gene Ontology annotation, molecular function: G protein-coupled receptor activity. Gene Ontology annotation, cellular component: plasma membrane. Gene Ontology annotation, biological process: G protein-coupled receptor signaling pathway. NCBI's taxonomy places the organism in Eukaryota, Metazoa, Mollusca, Bivalvia, Ostreida, Ostreidae. The record is from RefSeq and is a predicted model, not a curated record.